Molecule: messenger RNA, 3222 nt
Organism: Moesziomyces antarcticus
Lineage: Eukaryota; Fungi; Basidiomycota; Ustilaginomycetes; Ustilaginales; Ustilaginaceae
Product: cytochrome p450 cyp5293a1 protein
Exons: 7
Coding region: 1-3222 (1073 amino acids)
Molecular function (GO): oxidoreductase activity, acting on paired donors, with incorporation or reduction of molecular oxygen; monooxygenase activity; iron ion binding
Source: RefSeq, a predicted model, not a curated record
AUGCACACCAACGGAGAUGCGUUUAUGGAAGAAGAAUCAGAAGGCAUGCAAAGCCCGACGAAUCCUGGACCAGUGCGAAUACGCGCGUCCACUGCCGCCAGAUUUGCGACAGACAUGGCUAGGUCGAUGGGGUAUCAGGCUUUUUUCUGGACGCGCGCCAACAGGAUCAUGGGCCAAUUCCAGCGGGAAUCCGGGCAGUUCUGCCUCGACAUGGUUGCCGAAGAUGCCAACUCUCCAGCGGCGGAAAUGUUUUCGCGAGUCACAGACAAGACGAUGACGAUGGACGAAUUCACACAAACAAUCGACGAGAUCCUCUUUGCAAACAUUGAUGUUACCGCAGCAGUCAUCGCCUGGACGUUGAUUCACAUUGCUCAGACCCCUGGUGUACAGACUCGGCUUCUCCAAGACUUUGUAACGCAGGAGUCGGCGACGAUGAAGGCGGACGUGCUCUUCUCCGACUACAUCUGUGCUACCGAUACGAUGCUACACUGGACGAUCAUGGAAUCGAUGCGACUCUCGCCACCGACGUUCUUCUCGCUUCCCGAGCAGUCAGGCCAGCACAAGGUGCAACCUGGUGGAGGAGCACUACCGGCUGGGACGCCCGUCAUCAUCGAUGCUUGGACGCUCAACCGCCGCAGCGAGGUGUGGGGAAGCAACUCGUUCGAGUUUGACCCGACUCGUUUCCGCGAUCUCAAGGCUUCCGACUACCGGUACUCUCUGUGGCGAUUUGAAAUGGGGCCACGCAAUUGCGUUGGUCAGUUCUUUGCGGACAAAAUCAUCAAGAUGGCUGUAUACAGUGUUCUGAAAAGGCUCUCGACCCUGCUCGACUCUGCAGCAAUGGCUACUGGCGGCUUCGACACAGAACUUCGACACGAGCAAUCAUCUCACGUCCGCGCACACGAACUUCCGGAUCCCAUCGCUGCCACCGAGGCGGCCUGCUCUUGUCGAUAUGAGCAGGGCAAAUUUGGCGUGCGUAGAAUGCCGCCGCCGCAAGGUGGCAUGCACCGUGACAAGCGACGUCGCAUCGACGACGACGCCCAGCUGCCUGCACAUUCUGUUUCGAGCACUGCGUACAGCAUGCCAUCACCGUCGUGGCACCACUCGGACUCUGAGCUUUGGGCAGAGCCCCAGGUUGUGUCCUCUGGCUUCGCACAAUCUGCUCAAUCGGGAAGCGCACAUUCGAGACAAGGGCCCAUCUCCAAUAGCAGUCAUGGCGUCAACCCUCAAUCCACAUCCAGCAGCGGCUUGCAACUGCCUGUAUUUUCUUCGACGAUUGUAGAGGACCCUCUCUGCGGCACCAUUCCUGACGCGAUGAACGAUACCUUCUGGUGGUUGGCAUCCCAGUGGCAAUCAUCUUCAACGUGCGACUCAUUAUCCAGUUUGCCCGAGUGGACCAACACUUUCAACCAAACAGACUCGACACACCAAUCGAUCCCGAACAACGCCUCUAUCGAUGCAGACUCUCUGCGUCUCACCACGGGACGCAAUGGCCGCGCGCAAGUCGAAGAUGCUACGCCCCCCUUCUCUGCUCAAGGCCGAAACGAGGCAUCUGCAGAGCUGCAUCAUGCCUGCAGACGCUGUCUGCCAGAACGAAGCAGGUGGCCGACACUCUUGGUAGUGUUGGAAAGGCUCUGUCGCACGGCGCAUGGUGGUUCCGAGGCAGAAACAAGCCCCUUUCUAUGCCUUUCAAAGCUGCAAGAACAGCUCGAGCUGGACACGGUCUCGGCGCAAGAUGGCUCGGCAGGUGUCCCCGAUCAUUCCGAGCCCUCUUCCUCCAUCCAGCCAGAUCCACUCCGUUGCGCUUGGACACUGGCAGCAAUCUGCCUCGCCGAGUCGAUUCUGGCUUCGUCGCCGAUCGAGCUCCCUCGCAAUCUAACCCUAGAGGAACUCGAUCAUGAGCCAGACAACACCGUUCUGCGCUUUACAGUCGCUUGGGAUCACUGCCGAAAAGGCCUCUGUGGAGAUCCGAUCGAAGUGAUGCAGACGUACCGCAUGAUGUCGCUUGCUUUCUCAAGAUGCCACCAGGGUCAAGAGCUCGCUUCUGCGUCCGUGUUUCUGGGCUGCAGAGCAGCAGCCACGUUGUCGAUCCACCGCGCUGCGACGAUCGCCCAUCUAGGUUCGUCCCUCCGGCAGCAACAAGCGCUAAAUGCCUUCUGGCACCUCGUCAGCCAGGGCUGCCACUUCCAAGCCUGGCAAGGACGAGACAUGCCCAUCGACUUGGCGCUUGUCGAGCUGCCCAUGCCGGAUCCGAAGGCCAGCAUCCAACAAGAGGCCGAUUCGGAAUCAUCUUCGCACACAGCAGCGACUGCAGAGAGUCCAAGAUCGCAGUUUCUGUCCUCAUCACCCGUGUUCGUCACACGCAUCUGGACAAGCGUUGCAAUCGGCCAGACCAUCGAGCGACACUACCGACAAGGAGCAAGACUGUUGGUGCCUUGCGAGACCCGCUUGGAGGUGGCGACGCCCAUGACGACCAGGCCGUCGCAUCAAGAACAGGUUCACGUCAAGCGAACAGCCAAGGCUCUUGACUUUUGUGGUUCGCUUUUGCAGACGCGCGAGCCAGCAAGAGCCGAUAACAGAGAGUCGCAGCUCAAGCGCUUCGUGCUCAUGUUGAUGCGCUACACCCGCGUUCUGCUGCACUAUCCGUUCUGCCGUGUUGACAUCGACCAUCGCAAGGCAGCGCAGGAGAGCAUAUCGGCGACCGUCUCUACUGUACUUGGCACCCUACUUAGCCUCGGAGCCAAGGAUGACGACGACGAAGAAGAAGAUGGGGAGGAAGGGGAGGAAGAAGACGGUGGCGACGACCUGAACGGAGCCAAUCAUCGUAGCCGCGAGCUUCGCGGCAGUGGUCAGGAUGGCUCGACUCGCUCCGAUGCCCACGGCGCUAUUAGGCCAAGUCUUUUGUCGCUGCGUCCCUCAUCUGGAUCCAGACCGGUCUCGCUCACUCAACCCGACCUGGCCCGCUCGGCCAGAGUGGACAGACACCUGCUCGAACUGUUGGCCGGGUUGAGCCUGCGUGCGCUCGUCUUCACAUUGGCAUUGAUCAAGCAUCCGUUGCUCCCUGUCGCUUCCGACUCUGCUUCGAGCGCAGACGACAGCGAGAGACAGAGGUCCGAUGCGCUGCUCGCGCUUGGGGCCUUGGAACAAUUGCACCAGCACGGCGUGGUGUCGCCCCCUCUGCUGCGCAAGGCUCGCAAGGCUGCGAGACUCGGUGGCGGGAUUUGA